AUGGGAAAGCGCAUCUUGCUGCUCCUGCUGGGCCUCUACUUGCUGGUGAGCUCCCUGCAAGCUUUGACAUGUUUCGUGUGUGCGAGGAUCAAUUCUGAGGGGAUUUGUGAGAAAGGAGAAAGUUGCUGUAAGGCUAAACCUGGUGAGAAGUGUGCCUCCCUUCUAACCUAUGAAGGUGGCAAAGUCAAGUUUGGAAACCAGAGAUGUGCUGAGCUUUGCUUCAAUGGGGUUGUUGUGAAUCAAAAUAAGACGAUAAAAAUGAACUGUUGCAAUGACAAAUCUUUCUGCAAUAAAGUAUAA
This is a messenger RNA of Acomys russatus (golden spiny mouse), 300 nucleotides long. Its product is annotated as prostate and testis expressed protein 14-like. The transcript is spliced from 3 exons. The record is from RefSeq and is a predicted model, not a curated record. The coding region runs from base 1 to 300 and encodes 99 amino acids. Lineage: Eukaryota; Metazoa; Chordata; Mammalia; Rodentia; Muridae. Gene Ontology annotation, molecular function: acetylcholine receptor inhibitor activity.